GGCGCCCGUCACGGUCCUGGCCCCGGCCCCGGAGGGCCCCCCGGGGCCUGGGUGUCGGGCCCCACCGCGGCGCGGAGCCUGAGCUCCCCACGCCCCUGCCCCGCCAUGGCCACCGAGCCCCCAGCCCUGCGGCUGCGCCAGGCCGCCCCCUCCCCCGCGCCCCCCAGGCCGCCGCCCCCGCCGCCCCCGCCGCCCCCUCCGCGCCUCCUCAACGGCUGCGUCCCGCUCUCGCACCAGGUGGCCGGGCACAUGUACGGCAAGGACAAAGUGGGCAUUCUGCAACACCCAGAUGGCACAGUCUUGAAACAGUUGCAACCGCCACCUCGAGGCCCAAGAGAGCUGGAUUUCUACAGCACAGUUUAUGCUGCUGAUUGUGGGGACAAUGUUCUCCUAGAGCUACGGAAAUAUUUGCCAAAAUAUUAUGGCAUCUGGUCACCACCUACUGCACCAAAUGAUUUAUACCUAAAACUGGAAGAUGUGACGCAUAAAUUUAACAAGCCCUGUAUAAUGGAUGUAAAAAUAGGGCGGAAAAGCUAUGAUCCAUUCGCCUCUUCUGAGAAGAUUCAGCAGCAGGUCAGCAAGUACCCAUUAAUGGAAGAGAUUGGGUUCUUGGUGCUUGGCAUGAGGGUUUACCAUGCUCAUUCUGAUAGUUAUGAGACACAGAACCAGCACUAUGGAAGAAGUUUAACUAAAGAAACCGUCAAAGAUGGAGUGUCCAGAUUUUUUCAUAAUGGUUACUGUUUGAGAAAAGAUGCAGUUGCUGCCAGCAUUCAGAAGAUUGAGAAAAUUCUUAAGUGGUUUGAAAGCCAGAAUCAACUUAACUUUUAUGCAAGUUCCUUACUCUUUGUUUAUGAAGGUUCACCUCUGUCAGCAGCUAACAAAUUGGGUGAUGGAACUUCAUCACAGAAGACCAUUUGGGCCAAAGGGCAGCUGCCAGACACUGAAGUACUUGAGUAUAACAACAACAUUCAUUUAUUGAGCUCUACAGAGAACGGAAAACGAGGGGCCUCUGUAGGCAAAGUGUAUGUGCGUCAUAAAGAAGCAUAUUCCAAGAAUCAUCCUGGUCAGACUUCAUUAAAAGUUGAAAACGGGGAGCGAGGCAGUGUAUGGAAAAGCGGCAAUUGUAUGUCACAGGAACACUUGAAUGGGAAUGUUCUUUCUCAACUGGAAAAAGUCUUCUACCAUCGUCCCACAGAGCUCCCUGAAAGUACAGAUGUGGAAGUGAGGAUGAUCGACUUUGCUCAUGUAUUUCCUAGCAACACGAAGGAUGAGGGAUAUGUUUAUGGGCUGAAACAUCUAAUUACUGUACUGCAAAAUAUUUUAGAUAAUUAAAUUCUUUGCUACGUUCUUUUUAUGGGGCCAAUGAUAAUGAAGAACAGCAACAAAUCUCCCUCGUAAUGUUAUGUAACAGAUUUGUAUUGUGAUUCAACUACAUUUUAUUUGUCUUUGUACUUUUUGGUAGAAGGGUUCACUUUUUUAUACUCUUACUCAGGAAAACUAAUUAAUAGCUGUUCAUUAGAAAACUAUGAACAAAGGAAAAAACAUAGGAAAUGUUAAGCAGGGGAUGUGGUGGUACUUGUCUUAUGUCUGUUUGGCCUAAGUUAAAUAAAAACUCUUGAGUUUGAAGGGUUCAAUUUUAGCUUCCUGUAGCAAAUUCAUCAGUGCAUCCCUGUCCACCCCACCAUGCCAUUGAGCCAUAGUGAUUCGAAAACAGACUGAAAACUAGAAGGGACAAGUUGAUAUCCUGAGCCUCAUCUGUGGCCCUGGACCAAGUUACUAAACUGGAGAAAGUCUGAGUUGAUGAAGAAGUAAUAAUGAUAGUCUAGAUUCUCUCUUCCAUGUUCAGACCAGCAGAUCAAAGGUGCUAAGGUGCUUCUUUCUCAAAGUGGAUAAUAUUUUUGUUGCAUUUUAAAAAGAUAAUCCCUUUCAUUUUCAUAAUGGCGUGUUUGAAAGACAACAAUAGACUUCUUAUACUGUCUAUCUGAAAUAAUAAAAAUAAUUUAGAAUCGGAAAGGCAUUGAUUUGCGCCCAAAACAAACAAACAAAAUUCUUUAAAAAAAACUACAGCUUUGCAUUUUAGAGAUGAAUGCAUUUUUGUAGCUUUCUUUUCCAAAAGAAUCAAAACUCUUACUCAAUGGAGAUUUGAGAUUUUGUUCUUUAUAAUUUUUUUAAUAGUAUUUUGUUCUUCGAGGCCAUUUCAUUUUACCACCAUUUGUUUUGAGAGAAACCCUGUGGACUUGUUGCUAAAGUCAUGUCUCACCAUAACCAACGACAGUAGUCAUUAGUAGUAUUAGUGAUUAUUCAGUAACAGAUUUUUUUUCCUUUGGUGUAUUAUAAUAGGAUUCAAUGUUUUUUCCAUAAAAUCCAACUUUUUACUAUUAUUCAAGUCAAUAGAGUUUAAUUAAAUAUAGUCUUAUAUUUUAGAUCACAUUUAAUGAUGACUUUCACCUUUAGAAUUGAAUUUUAUUGAGGGAAGAUGCCACUUUGCACACAUUCUUAGGUAUUUUUGUAUAAAUUUAAAAAUUGGAUUCUUAAGUAUUUGCUGUAAGUGAACAAGAAAAAAACUUUAAUGAUGCCAUAAUUUUUUUUUUUUUAAUUGCAUACCUGAAACUUUUUCACAUUCAUUUUUGGAAGAGGGAGUGCUAUUUUGGUUCUAGUCCGGUCAGUCAUAAUUUGAAAGCCUAGUUCAUAAUGGAAAAAUGUCAUCUGAGUUUAGUUUCAGUUUUGCUUAAAGGAGAAAACAUUAGACAAAACACAUAAGGUUAGUUUUCCAGCAUCUUGCAAACUGUAUAGUUAGGAUCUGUUGAAAAUCAAUCAGAAGUACUUGAGUCCUUUUAUAUUUAAGUCUAGACUAAGUUGAAGGGGAAAUGUUGAUUAUAUUUGGGGUUUUAAAAAAUCUUUUCUAUUGUAAUCCAUAUACUUAUUCUUGUAUUUUGAUUCAUUUCUAAAUUUGCCACAUUCCAGGAAAAUACAUGCUUGGCUGUUGGUUAUUUUUUAGCCUUUCCACAUGAUAGCUUUUAAAAGAGAAAAUAUUUUUAAACCACUUGUAAGGGUCAGAAUUAUUUGUGCUUAUAAACUCCUAUGUCUUGGUCUUUCUGUCUUUCUCUUUUUCUGUUUCUCUUUUCCCCCCUCUCUCUUCCUUUUGUUCAGAUAGGUGCGGAGGAUCAAUAGGAAUACUCAUGACUUCCUAAUUCAAAGAACAGGAUGUUAAAAUGCCUGAAUAUGAAAAAAUAGAGCUGCUUUAUAGAAAAUCAUUUUGUGAUUGAAUGUACCUUCAUAAAUUCUAUUGCAUUUUUAAGUCCCAUUGCAUUUUACAGUUUCAUAAGCAGGAGAAAAAUUCAGUUGCUUGUGUGGUUGUUUAGGAGUUAGUUUUGAGAGUUGGUUUCUUUCUGUAAUAGCAGUAAUUGGGCUUUUGUCAUGUCUUCUAGGAUACCAUCUCUUCCUCCAUCUUCUUUGCCCUCCCCGUACUGCCAUAAUUUCUAUCUUUUUAUACACCCACACACACACCCCCACACACCCCAUAUACCAGAAUAAUGGUGAAAUCUUGGGCUGAAAAAGGAAAGCAAAGAAAACCAAAUCAAGAAAAUUACCACUUUUUUCCCCUAUUAAAAAAGGCCAUUAAUAUUAUGAAUUCAUUAAACCUGAAACUCGUAAGAUUAACAUUAGUUUAAGUCUGAUUUAACUGUCAUUUCAGUUAUAUUUUUGUGAAAUCAGUAUCCUGUCUUUGGCUAGUGAAAUUCAAUUGUUAUGUCAAAACAGUUAUUCUGUUUUUCAGGGAAAGGAUUAGAACUUAAUUCUUUUUGUUUAUAUUUUUACAUCUUUCUCAUCUAACUCCUCCCUUUUAAGUUCCUUAUCUAGCAUAGAGAAUCUGACUAGACAUGGUUAAACAACUGUCCUUAAAAAAAAAAAAAUGCAACCUAUCACCAAUUAGAAAUUUGUGCUAAAAUUAACCAGUUAAUUAACCAUUCAUGCUCACUAGCAAACAUUUAAACUAUCAAAACAUGAGUUUUUAAACACUAAGCAUAACAAAGACCUUUUAUGUUAACAGGGUUGCCAUAGUUAUUAAAGGCAUUAUAGAUACUGGUUUUAGCGUAUUCCCUAUGAAUGCACCUGCUCAGAGGACUUUCUGAGAAUUGUGAUAACUAUGUAAAAGUUUCUAAUAAAAUUGAAAAUUGUAUAAUAGUUUUUAUAACAAAGUAUUUAUGUUAAUUGGUAUUUUUAAUAUGGAUGGAAGUUGCAUAGAUUGAAUCAUAAACUAUUAAGCAAUUAUAAAAAAUGUUCAAUAUUUUAUCUAAAUAGUUUUACAAAAAAAAAAAAGAACCUAUGAAAACAUAUAUUAAAUGGCUUUACCAUGAAGCUUGUAUUUUCAACCCAUUGUUGGUUAAUUGUUAUGCAUGUACAAAAAAACCUUAUUUCGUUUUGUUUUUAUACAUUACCAGUUCACAAUUUCCAAGUUUUAGAUUGCAUUCAGUGGAGUAAGACCUUUUUGCCUCUCUGCGUGGAUACAAGUGAAUAUUUAAGAGGAUUGCUAUUACCCAGGGUGCUGGCUUGCAGUUUUCAUAUAUUUGAUCUAUAUAAAAAAAUUUAGAGUGGAGGAAAGAAGGUAGAAACCAUUAAGGAUUUGUUGUCAAUAACAUAGAAAUCUAAUUUAAAGUGUCCAUUUUAAAGAGUUGCCAUCACUUUAGUAGUAGCCUUUGGUCAAUACCUGCCUUUUGCUAAUGCUUUUGUUUGCUUUUCACAUUGUUUACAUUGCUUUGCAAUAACCUUCCUUCUUGAGUGCCUUCAACUUUUGAUUUGGUAUCUUUGUAACCUUAUAGAACUGUUGAUGGCUUUAAAAUGUCAAGGCUAGUAUGUAAAAACAUGUCAGAUUUUCAGAAACAUGAAUUAGCUAAUGUGAUGACAAAUGAAAAGUUUAGCCACCAUUUAAAAGAAAGUAAUUUUGAAGAAUAUGAUUAUUUUACUUUGAUCUUUAGAGAAUAUACCUUUUUUAAAAAAAAAAUCACCUUUAAAUAUAUUUGUGUGAAAUACAAACUAUAGUUUAAAUAUGUCCAUAUUCAGAGUUAAGAUGGCUUUUAAAACAGCUGGAAAUGUUUUGUGUUCAUAUUAUACGGCAGCAUUACUUCUGCAUAAUCUUGGAGUUUAUGUAUUGAUGAUAGAUGACAGAUGACAUCCAAAGGCCUUAAAUUUUCUUAUUUCUUAUUCGGAUGGUACGUUUUACUUGGAUGUUCAUUCAGUGACAUAUAAAGUAGAAUUAAUGUAAUAAAAUGAACUGUGAAGUACAUUCCAUCACAUAUCCACAAGCAAAAUACUACACAUUUUUCUCAUAUAGAAUAAUUUAAUAGUAGUAUUGUACUAAUAUUUAUUUUAGACUUUGAUCCUAGGUUUUCAAAGUAUGAAAAUGAUAGUGAAGAUAAAAGUUCCUUUUGAAAUGUAGGGGAAAUGACUAAGUUGUAAUAUAUACUAUUAAUAUUUUGGAAGGAUAGAAAGGCUCCUCUUUUUGGAGUCGGAGUCAGUUAUUCCCAAUUAUUUUGAUGACUCCCAUACAAGGAAUCAUAGAGCUUAAGUGUUUAAACAGUAAUUAGCGUGCUUUCAAGUCUUUUUGAAAUUUUGUAGUUAUUGGGAUUGAGUUUUAAUAUGGUGUUCACCUACAGUAUGUAUUAACAGUUUUAAUAUGACGUGAAAUAUUCUAUAAACAAUGUAUAUUGCACCUGCUUAUAAAAGAAAAUGGAGUGCACAAAGACACUUUAUUGCUCUGGGAACUGGACUGGAAAAGUAUAUGAGAACAUGUGAAAUUGCACCUAAACUUUUGUUUUUAACUGAUGAUUAUAAAACUGAAAAGCUAAAUUUAUUGUACUUGAAUGAAUGUACGUAGUCUGGUCUUAGUUUCUUUGAUUUAAAUGUCUAAAUUAUGUCUCCUUAAAAAUGUGUUUGACUGUAAUUCAUGCUGUUGGGCUUUGGGGGCCAUUACUGGACUACAGGGCUUGAUGAUAUGUAACUUGUGUUCAUUAUUUUAUAGAAUCAUCUAUACCAGUUUUAUAAUUUAAGUGAUAUUUAGAUAAUCCUAAUAACUGUAUAUUUGGCAAACUAUUAAAAAAAAUUUCAGUGAUGCUUCUCCCCUUGAUUUAUAGAAAAUACCUAUUUCUCAUUUUAAACAACACAACUGGAUAAGAUGUUUGUACUUUAUUGACCUAUCAUCUCCCUUGUACUUAUGUUCUACUUUGUUAGCAGGCUUUUGUUUCUUUUUGAAAAAUCACCACGCAAAACAUGACACCCUAUGUAUUUUUGGUAGAUUAAUCUCUUGGGAAUAGAUAGACCCUAGAAUGGUUAUCCAGUUGCACUCGAGUUUGAAAAAGCUAUCGUUUAAGGAUUUAUGCUAAAAUUAACCACUGCAGGGACUCUCGAUUGCUAUCAAACAAGUGUACAAGGGUUUUUAAUUUAGAAUAAACAUAACAAGGACCUUUUAUGUUAACAGGGUUGUCAAAGGAAACAUUACAGAUACCGGUUUUAGCAUAUCCCUGGGAAAUGCAUACACUCGUAGGACUUUCUGAGAAUUGUAAUAAAGUGUAAAAAUUUCUCUAAUAAAAUUUAAAUUGUACAGUA
This is a messenger RNA of Antechinus flavipes (yellow-footed antechinus), 6600 nucleotides long. It is a transcript of the gene IPMK, whose product is annotated as inositol polyphosphate multikinase. The record is from RefSeq and is a predicted model, not a curated record. Lineage: Eukaryota; Metazoa; Chordata; Mammalia; Dasyuromorphia; Dasyuridae. Gene Ontology annotation, cellular component: nucleus; cytoplasm. Bases 106 to 1332 code for a protein of 408 amino acids. Gene Ontology annotation, molecular function: inositol tetrakisphosphate kinase activity; inositol-1,4,5-trisphosphate 3-kinase activity. Gene Ontology annotation, biological process: inositol phosphate biosynthetic process. The transcript has 6 exons.